Molecule: messenger RNA, 1978 nt
Organism: Biomphalaria glabrata
Lineage: Eukaryota; Metazoa; Mollusca; Gastropoda; Planorbidae
Exons: 8
Coding region: 257-1282 (341 amino acids)
Cellular component (GO): nucleus
Molecular function (GO): protein binding
Source: RefSeq, a predicted model, not a curated record
AGAUUCUUAUUCUGCAACUAAAGGACUAUAAAAACAGCUGUAUUCCUUUGAAUUACCGCUCAUAGUCAAGAUUUUAUUUUAAAAUAAAGCGGGUCACUUCAUGCUCACUCCUAUAUUGAACGCAGUUUUUGGGCUUUCUCCUCCCUUGGACAGUGAGCACUGUCGUUGUAUACCACUAUCACUAUAGACUUCUUAUUGGCUUAAUUUUUUUACCAAAGCUGGCAUCCCUGCCGGUGAUUCUGCUCAUUAUGCAGUGAUGUUUACAGAUAAUCGCAUCACACGAGAAAUGCUUUUAGAUCUAAGCAAAGAGUAUUUGACAGACAUGGGAAUAACAAGGCUAGGAGAUGUUAUUGCUAUUCUAAAACAUGCCAAGGAUGUAUAUAAACAGGAAGCCAAAGAUAAAUUAUUGAUGCCAUCCUUUACUUCCCUUUCAUCCCCAAGUUCCUUAUCACUUACCCCAAUGUCACGAAGGUCAACAGCUGCAAGUCGUAUGGUGAAUCAUUUUACAAGUAAACAUCCAGAAGCAGCACCAAUGAGCCAAUCACCGUCACCAAAGCCUCCACCACCAGAACCCUCAAAGACGAAAAGAAAAGUUUCUGUUUUUGAAAGACUUGGGACAGAUAACAAUGAUGAAACAGUGACAAUAACUUCAGGAAAGAAACUAGCUGCUACACAAAGUCUAUCACCAGGAUCAGUAUUUAGUCGUCUGGGUGGAAAGUCGGGCUUAAAGAGAACAGCAUCUGCUGCAUCCUUGGAAGACUUGGCUCAGCCUUCAGAUGCCCGUGAGGAGAGCUUGCCAUAUGCAGGCGUGUUGAAGAAUCCUGGAGCAUCUUCUGUAAAGAAACCCAAUGUUAAAGUUUCUCUGAACAGAUCCAGUCUUAGAGAACCAUUGAAAAUUAAGAAAACUAUUAAGACAACAGAAGAUAGAAAAACUGCCUAUAUUCAAAGACCAGAGGUUUCCACAACUACAGAAGGAGUGCUAUCAGAUUUUGCCAAAAAAGAAGCUCCAUCCCUAAAGGAAAGACUUGGCUCCAAAGCUGACUCCUCUACAGUGACUAGCAGCUCACGUUUAGCAUCCCCUGCCAAGAAACACAAAUUAACUGUCCAAGAUCGGUUAGGUGUCAAAAGAGAAGAGCUGCAGUCUUCUCCAGUUGUCUCGUCCACACAGAAUGUCCCAACUAAAGUAAAGAAACUCAAAGCAGCAACACAAGCAACUCCUUCUGUCUUAACUGUCAAGUCCAGUGGCGUUUUCAGUCGCCUUGGUAAAAAGUCACAAACGUGAUUCACAAACAGUUGUGUUGGAUUAUACUUUGCUUAGCAAAACUAAAGACAAUAUCUUACUUUGAGGACAAGAUAUGGCCAUGUUAAGCCACUAACUGCUUCAACUUGACCUUAGUAUAUCAAUAAACUUUGGUAGCCUACUCACAUGAAUUCAUGAAAAGACAAGAAAAUGCACAGGAUGGUAGUUUAAACUGUACUCUAACUAAAUGGGAUGAUAAAGUUUACACAUAAACAGAAUGGGACUUUGUUAAAAUCUAUUUUAAAAAAAAACACUAUACUUUGUGCAGAUUGAUUUGAGCUAAUUCAAUAGUUCUGGUCAUAGAUUAUGGAAGCGGUUACCAAAUUUGACAUGCUCCAAUAUGGCCAACUUAAUAGCCUUAAUUUGCAAUCUGCCCUGCAUUAUUCAUUUAUGCAACAUUCUAAUUACUUAAUUUCAGUAUCAAAUAUAAAAAUUUUGCAUUAGAAACAUUUAUCUUGAGAUAAUAAUAAAAAAGCUUGUUAAAAAGUGUGGUAACUUAUUGUAAUUUAUUGAAACAUGUUCAUUCAUGUCAUAAAUAAAGAAAAUGUUGCUACUCGCCCCCACCCCCUUUUUUUUUUCUUUGUAUCUAUUGGACCAUGAGACUAAAUGUUAGAACAAUCUUUGUUUUCAAGAUGUUUAUUAUGUGGUAUAAUGUUAGAAUAAAAUUUAUUUUCAAGA